Loxodonta africana (African savanna elephant) is the source of this 3189-nucleotide messenger RNA. It is a transcript of the gene TOGARAM2, whose product is annotated as TOG array regulator of axonemal microtubules 2. NCBI's taxonomy places the organism in Eukaryota, Metazoa, Chordata, Mammalia, Proboscidea, Elephantidae. Gene Ontology annotation, biological process: microtubule cytoskeleton organization. Gene Ontology annotation, cellular component: cytoplasmic microtubule; cilium. The record is from RefSeq and is a predicted model, not a curated record. Gene Ontology annotation, molecular function: microtubule binding.
AUGUCCCCCCAGUCUCAGAGGACUCUAAGAUGCUGCUCUCCUUAUGGUCUGUCCCCAGCCAAGGCUCUGGCUUCGGUGGCCGUGUACUAUGAAAGUGUCCCUCGAACUAGUGCUGGGCUGCCUGCGCUCCCGAGUGGCAGCAUGAGUUCCAGCCUUCAGGCCUAUGAAGAAGCCUCCCUCCAGUCUGUGCCGAAUACCCUGCUGGAGAAGCCAUCACAGCUCCUUAGUGGACCUGGGGAUUCUGGCAGCUUCAAGCUGGAUACCCCUUUGAAGGGCUGGCAGGCCAGGAAUGGCCACCCCAGGGGCCUGGUGGCCCUGCCUUUGGGGCCUCCUCCCUUCUCAACCCUCCCCUCGCUGGAGUCGGAGGCCAGCAGUGUGGUCCGGGACACCAUCCAGAUCAAGGACAAGCUCAAGAAGAGGAGGCUGUCAGAGGGCUUGGCAGCAUCCUCCCGAGCCUCUCUGGAUUCUGGGGGAGGCCUCAAAGGAGCUCCCCUGAGGAGUGCUGUCCCCCACGCCACCUCUCAGAAACUGCUGAGGGUGCCCAGGCCGAUGCCGCCCAUCCAGAGCAUCCCUACCACCCCUGAGGCUGGUGGAGCCAAGGAGAAGGGCCUGGACCCACCCAGAAGUAGCCAGGGUCCCCAGGAGCUGAGACCUGGUGCCCAAGAGGUACAGAUCUCCCCACAAUACCUGCACUGCAGUGAUGAGAAGAUGCGGAAGUCUCUGGGAGGCAUUGUGAUUCCGCCCAUCCCCAAGGCCCAGCUGCCUGCUCAGACCUCCUCUGGUGCAUCCUGCUGCCUUCCCAACCCCUUGCCUCCAGGCCAGGACAUCCUCACGGCUCUGAGGGCCCCACAUACACGAUUGGUUCGGGACAGUGUGCCUCAGGAGAAGAUCCCUAAAUCUCUGGAGCCAAGACUGUCAGCCCCAGUGGUCAGAGACAGGUCUGCCGCUGCUGAGAAGCCUGCUCUGCCUUCAUCUCAGUCUGCUCCUACGCUGACAGCCUUCUCCUUCAGCCAUGCCAAAGAAGCCCCUCCUUUGCUAAAAGAAGAGGAUCAGAAGGAGAGCAGCACCAAGAUCCAAGUCACCAUCUCCAAGUCUGCCCAGGAGAAGAUGCGGCUGAAGCAGAUGAAGGAAAUAGAGUUGUUUCGGAGGGCAAAGGAGCCAGAGCAGGCAAGGGAGCUUGCUGCCCAGAGCCUGGGCUCCCGGAGAGCCUUGAUGAAGGAAGGCCUCCUUCCUCUCCGGGGCAGCGGGACCCAGUCUGUGCCCACUGGGCUUAGCAGCACACGCAGAAACAACAUCGGCAUCAUCCCGAGGAAGCGGGCCAACCGAUCCUCACUCCCCAGCAUCUCCAUCAGCAAGCAGGAGCCCAGCUUUGCCCGCCAUGCUUCAGCUAACUCAUUACCUGCGGUGCUCACUUUGGGGUCUCCUGAAUGGGAAGAAGAGGAGGAAGAGUUGGAUCUUAGAGCCUUUAAAGAGUUGAGGCCUUUCUCGAACCCAGAACUGGAGUUGACGGAUGCCCUACAGUGCCUCAACAGCAGCGACUGGCAGAUGAAAGAGAAGGGCCUGGUGAGCAUCCAGCGCCUGGCGGCUUGCCACUCGGAGGUCCUCGCUGGGAGGCUGCAUGAUGUGUCCUUGGCCGUCACCGGCGAGGUCACCAACCUCCGCUCCAAGGUGUCCCGCCUGGCCAUCAGCACCCUGGGAGACCUCUUCCAGGCCUUGAAGAAGAACAUGGACCAGGAGGCCGAGGAGAUCGCCCGCUGCUUGCUCCAGAAGAUGGGUAACACCAGCGAGUUCAUCCAGAGAGCAGCUAACCGGUCGCUGGGGGCCAUGGUGGAGCAUGUGACCCCUGCCCGCUCCCUAGUGGCCCUCACCACAGCUGGCAUCUACCACCGAAACCCUUCAGUCCGGAAAUGUACUGCUGAGCACCUCUCAACUGUCUUGGAGAACAUUGGCGCCGAGAAGCUUCUCUCUGGCACCAGGGACAGCACAGACAUGCUGGUGCACAACUUGGUGAGGCUGGCCCAGGACUCCAACCAGGACACCAGGUUUUAUGGCCGGAAGAUGGUGAAUAUCUUGAUGUCCAACACAAAGUUUGAUGCAUUUCUGAAGCAGUCCCUGCCAUCUCAUGACUUGCGGAAGGUCAUGGUGGCCAUUAAACAGAAGGGAAUAGAAGGUAAUGAUGAACUUCCAUCUGCCAAAGGCUGCAAGGUGUCGAGGAGUCUGGUGGUGUGUGAGGACGGGCUGCCUGAGGAGAGACCUGGCUUCAACGGCCCACGGCUGAUGGGGUUGCGUUCCUCCAUGCGGUGUGGCGUGGAAAUGGUGGAGCAGCUGCGGCAGUUGAUGCAUCUGCUAGAGGCCAAGGAAUAUCAGUCUCGGAUGGAAGGUGUGGGGCAGCUCCUUGGGCACUGUAAGACCAAGCCAGAGCUCAUCACUGCCAACCUGGUCCAGGUCUUUGAUGCUUUCACCCCAAGGCUUCAGGAUUCCAACAAGAAAGUGAACCAGUGUGCACUGGAGUCUCUCGCCAAGAUGAUUCCCCUCCUUAAAGAGAGCUUACACCCCAUGCUGCUCUCCAUCAUCGUCGCUGUUGCAGACAACCUCAACUCCAAGAACUCGGGGGUUUACGCCGCUGCUGCAGCUGCUUUGGAUGCAAUGAUCGAGAGCCUGGACAACCUGUGCCUCCUGCAAGCAUUUGCUGGGCGGGUGCGUUUCCUGAGUGGCCGUGCAAUGCUUGAUGUCACAGAACGUCUGUCAGUGCUGGUGACCUCGGUUUACCCACAGAAGCCUCAGGCCGUGGAGCGCCAUGUCCUUCCCGUCCUUUGGUAUUUCCUGAACAACAUGACUGGGAAUGGUGUCCUGCCUGGGCGUAGCGGGAACGUGCGCAUGGCUGUGAGCCGGCUGUCCCGGAGCCUCCAGGAGCACAUGGGCCCCCGGCUGCAGGAAUUUGCUGCUGGCCAGCCAAAGCACGCCCUCACAAUGCUGCAAGACCUCCUAGACAUGGAACCCCUGUGAGACAACCUCCAAGUCACCGACAGAGUGGCUCCCUACUGCAACACAGCUGGCAGCUCAUGCCCCUUUCCGCUGGAUGGAAGACAGAUCUGAAAUGGGCAUUCAAUUUUUAAUUUUAUUUUUAUGAUGGAUUAAUCUCCUAGUGUAUGUUCCCGUAGAAUUUCAGAUGUACAUAGUCUAUUUUGA